Molecule: messenger RNA, 997 nt
Organism: Zootermopsis nevadensis
Lineage: Eukaryota; Metazoa; Arthropoda; Insecta; Blattodea; Termopsidae
Product: ropporin-1-like protein
Source: RefSeq, a predicted model, not a curated record
CUGCGAACCUGAGCUUAAUGGCAGUCCGCCGAGUGGCGACAACAUCCAGAGUCGCCACAAGAGCACAAGUUUCGUCAAAACCUCCCUCGGAGACUACUUUGAAGGUUGCUAGUCUUAAUGGCAUUUGAGUGACAGCAUAGGAUCAAUUCAAAGCUACAUUAUCUCCAAUAAGAAGAAUCUUCAUUUCUCAUUGGACAGAGCACAGGUGACACUUCAGGCAACCCUGAUCAUGCCAGACUUAGUGGAACAGAUGUAUUCCUCUCAGCAAAUUUAUAUACCACCCACAUUCCCAUUCAUAUUGAAGCAGUAUGCAAAAGCAGCAAUCCGUACACAGCCAUAUGAUCUGUUACGCUGGUCAUCUGCUUAUUUCCGAGCAAUGGCUCAGGGAGAAGAACCUCCUGUUAAAAAAAGGUUGGAAUAUCCACUUGUUGUUACACCAUCUGGAUUGUCUCCAGGAUAUCUGAAAGUAUUACUUAAGCAGAUUGGAACCAUAGAUUCAGUAUCAACUGAAGUCCUUCGUGACAAAUGGCAAAGCAUUUGUCUUGAUGAGAAUGCUCUAAAUGAAAUGCUCAAAGUAGGUGGCUUUACAGAAAAUGUGGACUGGUUAAAGUUCAUAGCAAUUGCAGCUGGUCACCUUACAAAUUCGCUGACUCAAACUAUGUACCUGAUCUGCGAACUGCUCACUGAGGAACCUGAAGGUGGGAGCGACGCAAUACCAUUUGAGACCUUCAAACAACUGUAUGUGUUCCUUGCAGAGAUGAAUUGUGGCACAAGUGAGAAAGAAAAGGCUGCAAUGGGAAAACAUGUUGCAAGUGACGGAAACACUGGGUCAGGUGAAGAGGAACCUGCUACACCUAAAUUGUGUAGUGAAAUUAAUAUUCCAGGAAUUGGCCCAACAAUAAAAUCAUUUAUUCUAAAGAACACACCAUACAGUGAACAAAGUUUCACUGCAUCCAACGAUUAUCAGUACAUCAUGGAGAAACAUUCUGAUAAAUGA